Messenger RNA from Triplophysa rosa, 5097 nucleotides. It is a transcript of the gene specc1lb, whose product is annotated as sperm antigen with calponin homology and coiled-coil domains 1-like b. The transcript is spliced from 16 exons. Gene Ontology annotation, molecular function: protein binding. Lineage: Eukaryota; Metazoa; Chordata; Actinopteri; Cypriniformes; Nemacheilidae. Gene Ontology annotation, biological process: actin cytoskeleton organization. The record is from RefSeq and is a predicted model, not a curated record. Bases 195 to 3536 code for a protein of 1113 amino acids. Gene Ontology annotation, cellular component: microtubule organizing center; filamentous actin.
CAGGGGGAUUGGGAAGUUGAGCAUCAUUGCACCGUCGGGAAGUCGGAAAAACUGAUUUCUGUUUCCCUGGAUUUAAUCGUUUUAAUUUUUUCUGCAAUGAACAAACCAACUUACGAUGAUUCCCUUACAUCUUAGGAAGUUUUCUGAGAAGAACAAGAUUGCGUUGUAAAUGUAUCAAGAACUUGGAACCAAGCAUGAAAAAGGCGAUCAAGCCCACGGCCGCCACCUCCAGAACCUCAGCGGGCACUAAAGCCCCAAGCAGAUCAGACGGAAACAGCAUUAUGGGCACAGGUGGCAAGAUGACAAACAAAACCCAGAAUUCUGCUCCACUAUCAAAGGCAAAAAGCAAUGAUGAUCUCCCAGCGGUGAGUUCAGGAUCAGUAUAUGUUAGCAACAGUAACACUACAGCUAGAAACAAGAGAGGAACUUCUCAGAGCACCAGCAGUACUGAGACCAGGUCCAAGACCAGCUCAGGCAGUCUAUCAGGAAGGCGUGGAACAUCGUGCACGACCAAGGACCCAAGCACAACCCGAGAGAAUUUGCGAGAACGUUCCCGAGUCAGUGCUGUCAAAAAGCUCGCCGGACCCACUGAUGCUAUGCAUCAGAAGCGGUCGCGAUGCCGCACUGUUGUUGAGUCUGAGUCUCUCAUGAGCAAGUCACGCUCAGACAGCCAGAUAAGCAAUAAAGCAGUGCUGGAGUGUCGAGUGAAGGACCUAAUGGGCCUAUCCAAGAGUAAAGACCUGGAGAUCCUCCAUCUCCGCUCUGAACUUAGAGGUAUGAGAGCCCAGCUCGGUCUGGAAGAUCUUCGACCUCCUGAAUCAACAGAAGAGUCCAAGCUGACCCAAGAAAAGGAAGUUUGUCCUGUGAUCAGUGCCACAGAUGUGGAGUCCACACUUCUCCUCCUUCAAGAUCAGAACCAGGGCAUCCUUGAUGAGCUAAAUAUGUUGAAGAGUGAAAACCGCAUGCUGAAGGAUCGCCUAAAUGCCCUUGGCUUCUCUCUGGAGCAUCGCCUGGAAAGUACAGACAAAAUUCUACGCUGCCCUUCUCUUAGUCCUGAGCCUGUAUCUGGAACUACCAGCGAAAACGGAGGUGGCGAUAUGCAGGCAUCUUUUGCUGAAGGCUCCACUCAAGGCUCUACCGAAGACUUGCUGUCAGAACCGAGACGUGUUGGAUCUCCCGAUGCAGUGGACAGUGAAUGCAGCGAGGCCUACCAGCCAAUAACCUCCAGCGAUGAUGCUCUGGAUGCACCUUCAGGUUGCGGAUCGUCUUCCGAAUCGGAAGGUGGGCCGCCGAGCAGGGAACAUUCCCGCCGGGGCAGCAGCGGGAACACCAGCGAGGUUUCGGUGGCUUGUCUGACCGAGCGCAUCCACCAAAUGGAGGAGAAUCAACACAGCACGGCAGAAGAACUCCAGGCCACCCUGCAGGAACUUGCAGACUUGCAGCAGAUCACGCAAGAGCUGACAACCGAAAACGAACGUCUGGGUGAAGAGCGUGCCAUUCUGGUCGACUCCCUUUGUCAGCAAGGGGAGCGUCUGGAACUCUACGGAAGACAGCUGGAUUAUUUCCGUGGCCUGCUUGAUGAACACCGUGUGGCUUACGCCGAGGACGGCAAAAGCGUGCGUUAUAUGGAGUUGGAGAGGCGCUACGCAGAGUUAAACGAGGGCUCGCGUUUUGAAAGAGAGCAACUUUUAGGAGUUCAGCAACAGCUGAGCAGUGCGCUCAAGAUGGCGGAAGAGGAAAACGCGGAAGCUCAAGGCCUGAUGUCGGCGUUGAAGGAACGCGUCCACAUGGCCGAGAGAGCCGUGGAAAUGGAGAGGAGGGAGCGGGCCGUAGCCAAAGCAGAGCUGGAAGCACUGAGGGUGGUGUCUGAACGGGAGCAGGUAGAGCUAAACCGCUGCAGAAUUCAGCUUGAGCAGGAGAGGCAGAGAGUGGCCCAACUCUUGUCCAUUCACAACGCGGGGGAUAAGAGCGACAUACGCCACCUGCUGGACAGCGAGAGGUUAGACAAGGAGCGAGCCGAGGCCAAAGCAGCUCAGCUGCAAGAGGAACUGGGACACACUCGAAAUGAAGCUGCCCAGCUGCAGGAGGCAAUAAGCAAGUUGGAGAGUGAGUUCCGGGCAUUCCGUGGUGACGUUCAGAUGAGGUUAGCCGAGCAAAAGCGGCUUCUGGAGCAGCAGUGCUCUGAGCUGGAGGAGAAGGACACCGAGAUCGCCGACAUGAAAGAGACCAUCUUUGAGCUUGAGGAUGAGGUUGAGCAGCAUCGUGCCGUCAAGCUCCACGACAACCUCAUCAUCUCUGACCUGGAGAAUUCCAUCAAAAAGCUUCAUGAUCAGAAAUAUGACAUGGAGAAGGAGAUUAAGGUCCUUCAUCGAAAAUUGCGGGAAGAGUCAGCUGAGUGGCGGCAGUUCCAGACUGAUCUGCAGACGGCCGUCGUCAUCGCCAACGAGAUCAAGACAGAAGCUCAGGAGGAGAUCGGGGACCUACGGCGUCGCCUACAGGAAGCUCAAGAGAAGAAUGAGAAAAUGAGCAAAGAGCUGGAGGAACUUUCGAACAUGAAACAGGAUGAGGAACGCGGACGCGUGUAUAAUUACAUGAAUGCCGUAGAGAGGGACCUGGCCGCUCUAAGGCAGGGGAUGGGCCUGAGCCGACGUUCCUCAACUUCCUCUGAACCAUCGCCCACCGUCAAAACACUCAUUAAGAGCUUCGACAGCGUCUCACAAGGUCCUGUUCCGGCCAGUCCACCAGCUGUUGCCGCUGCGGUCGCAAUCUCCAGAACCCCCCUCAGCCCCAGCCCAAUCAAAACCCCCCCUGCCGCUGCGGUCUCUCCCAUACAGAGACACACCAUUAGCUCAAGCAAACCUUUGUCAUCUCUUCUGGAUAAGAGGCCGAGCUACACGGAGCUGAGCAUGCCAGCAGACCAUAUCCUCCGUACAUCACCUGUUACACGCACCGGCUGCGGCCUACAGAGGGUGCCAAACAUGGACUCGUCCAAAUCUAUAUCAGUUUCUCGCAGAAGCAGCGAGGAGUUGAAAAGAGAUUUGUCGGUCACGGAUGCGUCAGCCCCCUCGUCGAUCAUCACGUUAGGCUCCUCUUCUCCUCAGCUAUCUUUGUCAUCUAACUCCUCCCCGACCGCCUCUGUCACGCCCACCUCACGGGGACGUUUACGAGAGGAGAGGAAGGACCCGCUGUGCGCGCUAGCCAGAGAAUACGGAGGAUCCAAGAGGAACGCUCUGCUCAGGUGGUGCCAAAAGAAGACUGAAGGUUAUCAGAACAUCGACAUUACGAACUUCAGCAGCAGCUGGAACGAUGGGCUAGCUUUCUGCGCCAUCCUUCACACCUACCUUCCGGCUCAUAUCCCUUACCAUGAGCUCAACGGCCAAGACAAGAGGCGAAAUUUCACGUUGGCCUUCCAGGCUGCAGGAAGUGUGGGGAUUAAAUCUACACUGGACAUCAGUGAAAUGGUGCACACAGAAAGACCCGACUGGCAGAGUGUCAUGACCUACGUGACGGCCAUUUAUAAGUAUUUUGAGACAUGAGAAUCUUCUUUUGGAGUGUCCCCGCAAUGUGCAUUAAAACAUUUCCCAGAAGCCUCAGCUGUGUGUGGUGCCAACAACUUAUGUGAAGCACAUAUCAGGACAUUUUGCCUUUUCGGUGUUUUCCUAUAAUUCCCAGAAUUAAGGAAGUUGGAAGGAUCAUGAAAGACCUGCAAGGACCUUUGGAUCAAACAGCCAUAUGUUCCCUGUCCAGCUUCCCAAAGGAAUUGCCAAACUUUUCAUCCUGAUGAUCAAAGGUGCAUUGCAUCGUGCCAGCCAAGGAACAAAGCUGUACAUUUUACACAAAAGAUUGCCUUUGAAAGGUGCCUUGUUUUGUAGUUUUGUCAUAAGGAUGGCCUCUGUGUAGCAGUGUUCAACAUUAGAUUUGUAUUAGUUUAGAUCAGAAUUUAUUUAUUUCAAAGUGUCACAACAGACUUUGGCCACACAAAUUAUUUUUGCUUAACUGAAAUAAGCUCACAAUACUUUGUUUUGUUUGGUGUGUUUUUCAAAUACUGUAAAUACGGCAGGGUCCUUACUUUUGUUGCGUUUAAAAUGUUGUUUUUGUUUUCAUACACUAAAUGAAUGCUAAUUCUGAAUGUAUGUACUUUUUUUAUUAAAUCCAUUCCAACCGAACGUUUAUAAUUAAAAUGAUGCAAGACUUGUUUUUGUUAACAAAAUAAGCAAAAAUAAAAUCAUGGCUGCUUUUUUGUUUGUUUCACAGGAUAUUUUUACUGUGUCUGUUCUUUUUGUUUAAGCACUACUAAUGGUUAUUUGACACAUAAGACCAGCUGGGUUCUGGAAGCUUGCUGAUUCGGUUUGACUUUGUUUUAUGGAUGUAAAAGCACAAGGCUUGUGAGUGUGUCGUCACCAAAAUUAAAGACCUCAGACAACAGUCCAUACACUUGAUCUAUUUGUGGUUUGUUUCUAUCAACAUGCAUUGUACUGUCAUAGUUAUUGCCUAAGCUCUCCUUCCACACACAAAGGAUACUUUCAUCCGGUGCCUUACAUUAAAAAUGAGAAUGACAGCACAAUUGUUGUGAAAUUUAUUCUGAAAUGUAACUUUCUGUCUUCAUUGUCUUUUGCGUUUUGCUAGGUUCAUUUCACAUCUUGUAAGAACGCAUUCAAACAUACUUGAAGGGAUUAAGUGGGAAUAUUUGUCCUUGUGUUUUGUUCAUGUACAGAAUGAAUUUUAUGUGAAGAGCAAAUACUUUUUGUGUGAAAGAUUUAAUUUAUUUAAUUUGGCUUCAGAGUUGUGUUGUUUUUUGUUUUGUUUUAGAAUGCUCUGUGGCAUGUCAGUGUGUUCAUGACAAGGAACUUUUUUGUUUAUUUUUCAAAGAUCUUGUAAGAUUUGAUAGUUCUUCUGAUACGGAAUAACACGUUUGCUACCAUCUUAGAGCCAUACCUUUGUACUGUUAAUCAUCAUUUUUAUUUGCAUAAAAUCAAAAAUAAGGCCAAUAUUGGCACCACAGAAAACCACCUUAUAUGUUUGACAUGAAAAUGUGUUGUUUAAAAUGAGAAAAUGAAUUGUAAGAAUUGUCUGCAUAAAUACAGUUUAUUAUUUCGA